Seriola dumerili (greater amberjack) is the source of this 1770-nucleotide messenger RNA. It is a transcript of the gene pik3ip1, whose product is annotated as phosphoinositide-3-kinase interacting protein 1. Bases 67 to 1014 code for a protein of 315 amino acids. The record is from RefSeq and is a predicted model, not a curated record. The transcript is spliced from 6 exons. Lineage: Eukaryota; Metazoa; Chordata; Actinopteri; Carangiformes; Carangidae. Gene Ontology annotation, molecular function: signaling receptor binding; endopeptidase activity.
GAAGAAAGCUGAGCUUCUCUGACAAAAACAAGGGCUGGGACUCCAGCGAGAGGAGCAGUGUGUCUGAUGCACAUGCAGCACAGGCUCUUCAUCCACUUCAUCAACAUUUUAUAUUUGAUUUGCCUUUUUGUAAUUCUUAGAGGGGAAAAAAACGCACAUCAGCGCACCAUGUUGUCGGUGAAUUCAGUCCGUCAGCUCUGCAAAAUGUUCCUCUCUUUGCACGUUGUUUUCCUGAGCGUGGCGAUGGUGGAGAGCAGUGCAUCAAAUGGAAACCAAAAAGACUGCAUGAGAUCCAAUGGUGUGGAGUACAGAGGGGUCCAAGAGAGCUCCUUCUCAGGUCUGACCUGUCUAAACUGGUCCAACAUUUCCAGAGACUAUGAUGUUGAAAUGCAUCCUGAUUCUCAGACAGGUGUUGGAGAUCACAAUUACUGCAGAAACCCAGACUCCUCUGAGAGGCCUUGGUGCUACAUUGCUGGCCCAGAUGGGACAGUCCAGAAACAGUCCUGUGCAAUUGACACAUGCGAAGAAGAAGGCUCGACUGUGCCAGCAGAAGCCGGAUCCCUCACUCGCACAGGAACCACUCCCUCCACGGAGAGCUUUCAGGCGGCCAAGUCAGGACCUUCUCAGGGAGAAGUUGCUGCGGUGCAGCCGGUGAUGGGAAUCAGCCAGCGGGUGCGCACAGGACCCAAAAAGAAAAAGGACCUUGGCACACUCGGCUACGUCCUUGGCAUACUCAUGAUGGCGAUUAUAAUUGUCCUUGGUGUAGGCAUCACAUUUGGCUACUUCUAUAAGAGGGGUCGAGACUUAAAGAAGCAGCAUGACCAGCGAGUGUAUGAGCGCGAGAUGCAGAGGAUCACCCUACCCCUGUCGGCUUUCUCCAACCCCACCUGUGAGCUGGUCGAUGAGAACACCAUCGUAAUCACAGCAGAGCACGAGACAACCCCCGUCCAGGAGAGUGUGGAGGAGGGCGGGGACCCCCUCAUGGGCCAGCAAGCUGGUACCCCUGGAGCAUGAGCAGCAUGUGUAGUCCUCAAACAGGACUGUGAUAUGUUUUUUGUGGACCAAAACACUCCUAUCUCCCCGUUUCUCCUUUCCACCUCCCUGAGUAACUUCUGUUUUUAAAAAGGAGAAGGGGAGUCGUCUUCGCUCCAAAGACUUGAACUGAAUGCUGUGUCCUGUUUCCUUAAGGUUUUAUACAUCUGGGGCACAAAAACGAUAAGAUGACACACAAUGGACACAGUCUUAACAACUAGAAACCAUUAAGGUCAAUCUGUUGUUAUGUAUCAUGAGGUCUUUAAUAUUCAUAUUUGAUAGAUUUGAUGGGCUGCCCCCCUAAAUAACAGUAUGAAUAUGUAGUAUAAUAUCUAGUCAAAUGGACGUUGGAGAAUAUGUGUUUAUAAUGGUUCUUUGUAAAGAGAUGGUGUUUGGAGUGGGGUAAUGUUUUGGUUUUUUUUAGUAUGUUUCUGUAUGGGAGAGGUGCUCUCCACAGGAGGUGUCGUUACAUGAUGAAUAUGUGGUUGAUUUUCCUUUAUGCUGACCCGCUGGCUGUGUCGAGGGAAAAAUGCGACUGGUUUGUCUCGGAGACACACUGGUGACACAGAUGUGUGUCCAAAAAUAGCCAUCCUCCUCUGAGACAGGAUGCGCGAACAUGAGGUAAAACAGACCCACUGAAGACAAGGGAAGGCCUCCAACUCAGAAAUUGCCUUAGCAUGAUACUUCUGAAUGUACUUGUUUAUCUUUUCCCAGAUAAAUCUUUUUUUUCUUUUUGUA